This is a messenger RNA of Zingiber officinale, 2065 nucleotides long. Its product is annotated as eukaryotic translation initiation factor 5-like. Lineage: Eukaryota; Viridiplantae; Streptophyta; Magnoliopsida; Zingiberales; Zingiberaceae. Gene Ontology annotation, molecular function: eukaryotic initiation factor eIF2 binding; GDP-dissociation inhibitor activity; translation initiation factor activity. Gene Ontology annotation, biological process: formation of translation preinitiation complex; formation of cytoplasmic translation initiation complex; translational initiation. Gene Ontology annotation, cellular component: cytosol. Bases 509 to 1849 code for a protein of 446 amino acids. The transcript is spliced from 2 exons. The record is from RefSeq and is a predicted model, not a curated record.
AUUCCGCAUCAAAUUUCUAUGGUCCUUAGGGUUUCCGUAAGGGUACUCCCGUCUUCUCCCUCACUAUAUAUAUUCGUCUCCUCCCCCAUCCGCUUCGUCCCUAUCGUUCCCAAUUGGCCUUGAGGAAGAUCUUAGGCGGCGAUCUCGCUUAGGUUGUUUUGAAUUCUGACUGAAGACAAAAUUACUUUGGACCUCUAACACCUAUCAAAGUGGAGGGUGUUAAGUGUAGAGCAACUUUUAUGUCUGCAAGGGACUCUCUCUUCUUGGGAUCAAUUGGUUUACUUGGAGAAUACUGUCCUACGUCCAGGAAAAAGUAUAUAUGCUCUUCAGAAAAAUCUGAUUAUUUGCAUCUUGAGCCUUUUCAAGAGACUUGUAUUCUAAACCAAGACUGCAAUUCAGAGCAAUUUUCCAUUGUAGUGACCUUUCAAUACGGCAUCGAGGAAACUAGAAAAUUAAUCACUACUUCAAUUGCCUGACAUUAGUGUGUAGACUGUCUUCAUUAGCGGAGAUGGCUUUGCAGAAUAUAGGCGCUUCAAACAGUGAUGAUGCCUUCUAUCGUUAUAAGAUGCCAAAGAUGAUAACCAAGAUAGAAGGUCGUGGAAAUGGUAUCAAGACCAAUGUUGUGAACAUGGUUGACAUUGCAAAGGCCUUGCACAGACCAGCCUCUUACACAACCAAGUAUUUUGGCUGUGAGCUUGGUGCCCAGUCGAAGUUUGAUGAGAAAACUGGCAUUUCACUUGUCAAUGGAGGUCAUGACACUGUCAAAUUAGCUGGCCUUUUGGAGAACUUCAUCAAGAAGUAUGUGCAGUGCUAUGGGUGUGGUAAUCCUGAAACUGACAUCACUAUCACAAAAACCCAGAUGAUCACCCUCAAAUGUGCUGCUUGUGGAUUUAUUUCUGAUGUUGACAUGAGAGAUAAACUCACAACUUUCAUUCUAAAAAAUCCUCCAGAACAGAAGAAGUCAAAAGAUAAGGCAAUGAGGCGUGCUGAGAAAGAGAGGCUCAAGGAAGGGGAAGCUGCAGAUGAACUGAAAAAGCUGAAGAAAGAAACCAAGAAGAAGGGCCUUGUAUCAUCCAAGGAUGGAGAAAACUCAAAACGUGCUGCUGCAUCUAAGAAGAAGGCUAAAGGCUCAGACGAAGAACAUUCUUCUCCUCCUGGUAGUCCAGUAAAUGACAAUGAGGAUGGUGAUGACGACGUCGAUGAUGAUGGCAUCCAGUGGCAAACCGAUACAUCUGCUGAAGCUGCUCGCCAGCGCAUCCAGGAACAACUUAGUGCUGCUACUGCAGAAAUGGUCAUGCUUUCCACUAGUGACGCGACUAGCAAGGGAACCAAGAAAUCAAAUCAAGAGAAGAAAAAUGAGGCUGCAAAAGUGGAUGCUGAAAUACUGGAGAAACCUAACACCCAUAACUCACUCAUUUCAGAAAUCAAAGGUAUGCUGAAGAAAGGGGCCAAAGCUAGUGAGCUUGGUCCCUUUCUUGGCUCUCUUACUGGUUCACAGCAAGAGAUAAUGGACGCACUCUUUGAAGCCCUGUUCGACGGUGUUGGUAAAGGCUUUGCAAAAGAGGUUGAUAAGAAGAAAAACUACCUUGUCGCUGCAAUGGAGGGCGAGGAAUCCCAGAUGUGUCUCCUGCGGGCUAUUGGGGCGUUCUGUGAGAAAUGCAGUGGGGAUGCAGUGAAGGAAGUUUCUCUGGUGGCGAAAUCCCUCUAUGAUGGAGAUGUAUUGGAGGAAGAGUGCAUAGUGAAGUGGUAUGAAGAAGGCAUCACUGGCAAAAAUAAGAGUUCCAUUGUUUGGAAGAACAUGAAGCCCUUGGUCGAGUGGCUCCAGAAUGCCGAAUCUGAAGAGGAGUAAGUCAUAAUCACCUGAAAACUUAUCAUGGCUAUGAUGCCGUCUUAAUAUCUACUUUCCCGUCUCUAUUUCAUGCAAUUGGUGUCUUAAAACUUGUUACUAUGUGAUUUGCAUUGUCAUGGGUCUGUCCUCGUGUUGGAUUGGUGACUUGCUUCUAGUGAUCUGUUUUACUGAAUUGUUGCUUUGAGGCAAUAUUAUGAUCAUUUUAGUUCUUGUUCA